Molecule: messenger RNA, 1950 nt
Organism: Saccostrea cuccullata (small rock oyster)
Lineage: Eukaryota; Metazoa; Mollusca; Bivalvia; Ostreida; Ostreidae
Product: putative ankyrin repeat protein RF_0381
Exons: 1
Coding region: 1-1950 (649 amino acids)
Molecular function (GO): protein binding
Source: RefSeq, a predicted model, not a curated record
AUGGAGAUGUGUGAGUAUUUGGCUAAUCAUUUUCCAGAUUUAUUGGAGAUAAGGGACAAUGACGGAUUGACAGUGUUACAUUCAGCUUGCUGUGAGGGAAGUGUGGUAAUUGUCUCUUUUCUUAUAGAGAAAGGGAUGGAUUUCAAUGCCUUGUCAAAUGGUGGUAAAACUAUCUUGCAUAUAGCUUGUCUCAAUGGAAAGAUUGAAGUUUGUGAGUACUUAGUUAAUAAUUAUCCCCAUCUAUUAGAGGUCAAGGACAAAUCUAGUAACACAGUGUUACAUGCUGCAGCCUGGAGAAGUAAUGUUCAAAUAGUAAAACUACUGAUUGAGAAAAAGAUGGAUGUCAAUACAAUACAGGAAGAUGGUGAAACAAUUUUACAUCAAUGUUGUCGCUCUGGUAAAAUGGAGAUGUGUGAGUAUUUGGUCAAUCAUUUUCCAGAGUUAUUGGAGAUAAAGGACACUGAGGGGUGGACAGUGUUACAUUCAGCUUGCAGCGGAGGAAGUGUAGAAAUUGUGUCUUUUCUACUCAAUAAAGGAUUAGAUACCAAUGCUUUGUCAAAUAAUGGGAAAAAUAUUCUCCAUAGAGCCUGUCUCAAUGGAAAGUUUGAAGUUUAUAAAUACUUAGUUGAGAAUUAUCCCCAACUUUUAGAUGCCAGAGACAAAUGUAGUAAUACAGUGUUGCAUGAUGCAGCCCGAGAAGGAAAUGUUAAAAAAGUAAAAUUACUGAUUGAGAAGAAAAUGAACAUCUUUUCCCGACAGGAAGACGGUGAAACAAUUUUACAUCAAUGUUGUCGUUCUGGUAAAAUGAGGAUGUGUGAGUAUUUGGUCAACCAUUUUCCAGAUUUUUUGGGGAUAAGGGACAAUAGAGGAUGGACAGUUUUACAUUCUGCCUGCUGGGGAGGAAGUGUAGAAAUAGUGAUUUUUCUACUUAAUAAAGGAUUAGACAACAAUGCCUUGUCGAAUGAUGGUAAAACUAUCUUGCAUAUAGCUUGUCUAAAUGGGAAGUUUGAAAUUUGUGAGUACUUAAUUGAGAAUUAUCCCCAUCUAUUAGCGAUGAAAGACAAAUCUAGUAACAAAGUGUUGCAUGACGCAGCCUUGGGAGGCAAUGUUCAAAUAGCAAAACUAUUGAUUGAGAAAAAGAUGGACGUCAGUGCCAAACGGGAAAAUGGUGAAACAAUUUUACAUCUGUGCUGUCGUUCUGGUAAAAUGGAGAUGUGUGAACAUUUGGUCAAUCAUUUUCCAGAUUUAUUGAAGUUAAAGGACACUAAGGGGAGGACAGUGUUACAUUCAGCUUGCGGGGGAGGAAUUGUUGAAAUUGUUUCCUUUCUUAUUGAAAAAGGAAUGGACAUUAAUACCUUGUCAAAUUAUGGUAAAUCUAUCUUGCAUAUAGCAUGUCUCAAUGGGAAGUUUGAAGUUUGUGAGUACUUAGUUGAGAAUUAUCCCCAUCUAUUAGACGUCAAAGACAAAUCUAGUAACACAGUGUUGCAUGAUGCAGCCUGGGGAGGCAAUGUUCAAAUAGUAAAACUAUUGAUUGAGAAAAAGAUGGACAUCAAUGCCCUACAGGAAAAAGGUGAAUCAAUUUUACAUCACUGUUGUUGUUCUGGUAAAGUGGAGAUGUGUGAGUAUUUGGUCAAUCACUUUUCAGAGUUGAUGAAGAUAAGAGACAACAAAGGAUGGACAGCGUUACAUUCAGCUUGCAGUGGGGGAAGUUUAGACAUAGUAUCUUUUCUAUUAAACAAAGGAUUAGACAUCAAUGCGUUGUCAAAUGUUGGUGAAAGUGUACUACAUGUUGCUUGUCUGAAUAGUAAACAUGAUGUUUGUAGGUAUUUAUCAACGAAUUAUCCAGACUUGUUAGCAGUAAAAGAUAAUCAAGGUAAAUCAGUGAUAGACAUUGCCGCUGAACAAGGUGAUAUAGACCUGAUUCAUAUUCUGAGAGAACGGCGCCAUUAG